AUGCUCCGUGCCCAGGCAAGGUGAUGGACAGCAGAGCAGAGAUGGAAGUUGUAAGAAGCACAAAGGGGAACCCUGCUGGGGAGGUCAGCGUCCACGUGGUCACCACUGAGAGCACUGUGCAGAGCACCCACCUGCCAACAACUGCCUUCAUCAUACCAGCAAAUGCCACUACCAUCAACCUUCCUGCAAGCACCUUAGAAAUCCAGCGAUUCCCCCGGGAGCCACAGAGAAACACAGGGGCCGAGAGGCCAGAGAGGGGAGCAGGGAACGAGCCCAUCACAGCUACUGUCAUCCCCCAGAUCAGUGGGGUUCAGACCUGCAACACAGUCCGUGUGCUGGAGUGGAAAGACGGGGUGGCUACUCUGCCCGGGAGUAACCUGCGGUUUCGGAUAAAUGAGUAUGGGACGCUGAAGGUGGUGAGUGCCGAUAAGAUACCUCCAGUGGAACCUAUAAAGGAGGGUCACCUAGAGAAAGACAGGGACUCAGAAGUGGCACCCACCAGCAGGGACAAUCCUACCGUUGCUCAGGGUGUGCCAGAGCAGCCUAAGCUGCCAACAGCAGAGAGCAUGUGCCACUGUGAUACCUGUGGCCGGAGACAUGUUUCGGACGGGGCCCGGGAAGGCAGGGGCUUCUGCAGUGAACACUGUCACCAGCAGUUCAAAGAAAGGUCUGUCAUUGUGGAAAACUCUGCUAGCAGCACCAAUGUCACCGAAAUCCUCAAGCCAGUGAAGAAACGAAAGAGGAAGGAUUACCAGAGCCCUUCAGAGGAAGAAUAUGAAUCUGAGCAAAUGGAGGAAAAGCAGGAAGAGCUCAAAAACUCUGUGGGAGACUCUACCAUCGGCAAUCCAGAUGUUGAAGCAUGGAACGGGAGCCAGCAUGGUAUGGAGGGGCUGGACGGGUUGUGGGGUGCCAGCGAGGAGAAGAAAGAAGGCUGGUCUUGGGCGUCCUACCUGGAGGAGCAGAAAGCUGUCGCUGCCCCUUUAGAUCUCUUCCAGGAUUACCAAGUAGCUUCCCAGCACAAGAAUGGCUUUAAAGUGGGGAUGAAGCUGGAGGGGAUCGAUCCACAGCACCCAUCUAUGUACUUUAUCCUUACUGUGGCUGAGGUGUGUGGUUACCGGAUGCGCCUCCACUUUGAUGGCUACUCCGAGUGCCAUGAUUUCUGGCUGAAUGCCGACUCCCCCAACAUCCACCCUGCUGGCUGGUUUGAGGAGACAGGGCACAAGCUCCAGCCCCCAAAAGGGGUUGUAGGUUAUAAGGAGGAAGAAUUCAGCUGGACAAACUACCUGAAGAUAACAAAGGCUCAGGCAGCUCCUAAGCACCUCUUUGUGAUCCGAAACAGUCACGAGGCUCCACCAGGCUUCGAAGUGGGCAUGAAGCUCGAAGCUGUGGACCGCAUGAACCCUUCCCUGAUCUGUGUUGCCACAGUGACGGACGUGGUGGACAAUCGCUUUUUGGUGCACUUUGACAACUGGGAUGAUACUUACGACUACUGGUGUGACCCCAGCAGUCCGUAUAUCCACCCAGUGGGAUGGUGUCAGGAGCACGGCAAACCCCUCACACCUCCUCAAGAUUAUCCUGACCCUGACAACUUCAGUUGGGAAAAGUACCUGAAAGAAACUGGAGCAUCUGCUGUCCCAGCUUGGGCCUUUAAAGUGCGCCCACCUCAUGGCUUCCUGGUCAACAUGAAGCUGGAGGCAGUGGACAGAAGGACUCCCUCCUUCAUCCGAGUGGCCAGUGUGGAGGAUGUGGAAGAUCACAGAAUAAAGCUCCAUUUUGACGGCUGGAGCCACAUCUAUGAUUUCUGGAUUGAUGCAGAUCAUCCGGACAUCCACCCUGUAGGCUGGUGCUCGAAAACUGGGCACCCGCUGCAGCCUCCUCUCAGGCCAAAGGAACCAGCCUCCUCUGCCCAUGGGGGCUGCCCAACUCUGGGCUGCAAGAGCAUCCCUCACACCAAGGGCUCCAAGUACAGCUUUCACCACAGGAAGUGCCCCACACCCGGUUGCGAUGGGUCAGGACACGUGACCGGGAGAUUCACGGCCCAUUACUGCCUCUCAGGGUGCCCGCUGGCAGAGAAGAACCAGAGCAGGCUCAAAGCAGACUUAUCUGACACGGAGGCCUCAGCUCGAAAGAGGAACCUGAUUGGCUUUUCUCAGCGAAAGAAAUCUCGGCACCAUGGGAGAGGGCGACCUCCAAAGUACCGAAAGAUCCAGCGGGAAGACUUCCAGACUAUUUCCUCAGACAAUAUGCACCAGUCGCUCUUCAUGUCUGCCCUGUCUGCCCACCCUGACCGCUCCCUGUCCCUCUGCUGGGAGCAGCACUGCAAACUCCUGCCAGGGGUGGCUGGCAUCACAGCAACAACAGUGGCCAAGUGGACCAUUGAUGAGGUCUUCAGCUUUGUUCAGACUCUGACGGGUUGUGAGGACCAAGCCAAACUCUUCAAGGAUGAGAUGAUCGACGGCGAGGCUUUCCUCUUGCUGACGCAGGCUGACAUUGUCAAAAUCAUGAGCGUCAAGCUGGGCCCGGCACUCAAGAUCUACAAUGCCAUCCUCAUGUUCAAAAACGCUGAUGACACCUUAAAGUGACUUUUCUUGGCCCAACUGAGACCUUCCCUCAGCACCGGUGCUGCCAAACUGUCUGGCCAGGACAGAGAUCCCCCCCACAACAACUCACAGCUUGUCAUGUCCUGCCUAUGCCCUCUUGGAUGUCUCAUCUCUGCCCUCACAGCAGUCCAUCUCCUUGACCCUCUUCCUCUCUCUUUCUGUCUCUCUCUCCGUGCUGCCACUCUCUUCCAGUGCUGGUAGAGGCUGACCUGGCAGAGGGUGGAUGUGGGACUAACCUGCCUUAGCGUGAAAGCCACCCUUAACAUGCUCCGAGCGCGGUGACCGCACUAGCUCAGGGGUUUGUUCAGGGACACUGGAGCAGCACAGAGGGAGCAGGGGACCAAGGGCUGACACCGCUGCUCAAGUAACCGAGGAAAGGGAAGGAGCUGACUACCCACAGGCAUGCUCACACCCAUUUAAAGGCUUGUCUUUCUUUUGCUCAGCAGCUGAGAGAGUUUUUUUACUUUUUUGUCAGCGUGUUCCUCUGUGGGGGCUUAUCUUAACAUAUCUGAGGGACACUCUCUCGAGGAUCUUCUGCUCACUUUGCCUUUUUCUCUCUGACUUCUUGUGACUCCCCCUUUUAAAGCCUGAUGAUAACUUUGCUUUGCCCCUCCGCUGCACUGGGAACCAGUGGCCAACUUCUUGCCCCUUUGGCAAGGGGCUCAGCUGUGGCUCUGCCCAUGACCAGCAUCAGUGUUUUAUUGCCCUUUACUGUAAGGCAGCAGCCCCGGGGCCCCAUGUGGCCGGGGCUGUACGGAUACAGAACAAAGCUCCAUUUCCUCUUAUGCUUCCUGUUGUCUAGGCCAGCACAUCUCUGGGGGAAAGGCUGCUUGGUUAAUUUGUGCCCCUUGUAUAGCAAUUAAAAAGCCCUCUACAAAGGACAGGCAGACCCACUUUAGUCCCCAUGUUAGGGGAAAGGCCCUUUCUAGCGUUGAAGCAGCUGCAUAGGGCAAAAAGCCUCUAUUUACAGAGCUUGGUUCCUAAGGAGUUCUUAAGAUUGCUGACUCUGUCCUGCCAAGCUACCUUCUUGCCCUGUUUUGCCCUUGUGAGGCCCCCUAAGCUUUGGUAUUGGAAAGGUAGGAUUAUUUGCUUUCAUUCUCUAGGUUCCUUCCCCACAGAGCUAAAAAAUUCAGCAGUGGACAGGUUUUUCUAUCCCUUCAGCAGCAUAGCGCCUUUCAGAAAGGGUGCAGGCACUUUGGAAAUGCUCAUGUAAUGCUGUCCCCUGUGAUGGAGUGAAGGCCAAGUAGUCUAGGAUUUUUUUAGCCUGGAAAGUUGAGGUGAGAGGGGGUCCAGACCAGAGUCCCAGGUGUUUUCAGAUAGUGCCCAUGUCACCACCUGCCAGGAGGGAGAGGCCAGGCAGUGCCUAUGCAAUGCUUUUGGGGUCUUUUAUCCCUGCCUGCAUGCCCUCCGUGGGUGAGCACUGGAGCGAGGACACCAGGCAGAGGGACCAGUGGUGUGGCCAUGCAGUGGUUGUGGUUCUGCUGUGAUGCGCCAGGAGGAGGUCAGUGCAGGCUGGGCUGUGCGUGACUGGGGGUGGGCUCCUGGGCCCCUGAGAGCUUUCCACAGUCUGAAAUGGUGUGAUCUGGGUCCUGGAUGCUCCUUAUUUCCCAUUCCCAUGAGUGACAUUUCAGUAGUGAAACACAUCUUUUCCCCUUUCCCAGUGCUCAAAGAUGAGUGAGAGAUCUUAGCAUGUGCACCAGCAACAUGUGUCAGAGCAACACUGCCUUGGAAGCCGCUGUCACACAUGGGUCAAUUCGUGCUAGGCUUCCCAUGGAAAUGUAGCAUUUUGACUUUCUUACUGAAUAUUUGGGGUCACAUUUGACCUGCUCUUGAAAUGUCAGCUGCUUGCUGUUCAUGUGGGGCUUGUAGCUAGUCCGUGUAUUUAUUUUGUCAAUGCUUGGGUUUGGUUUAGGCAGCUCUCCCUCUCCUCUCCCUUUUUGUUUUCUUCCAUCUCUUCAAGCACUGCAGUGUGGCCAGCUGUGGAGAGAGGGUGAGUGGGAAGGAACAGAUGUGUCCUUGAGUCCCACCAUCACUCCCGGAGUCACCCUCAAUCCGUAGUGAAUGGUGGCAAACUUGGUCUCUUCAGCUGUCAGAGAGUAUCUUCAUGGGCUGCUUUGUGCUGGGGGAGAGGAAGAGGAGCUCUAGGACCUUCAGCUGUGAGAUUCUCCAGGUAAACCGUUCUCUGAAACAUCUCCAGGUGUGAUCUGGAUUGGCACAUUGGCUCUCAAUACCCUUGCACAGAACCUGGUCAGUGAGCUUAUAAGGAAAUAUCUAAUGAAUCCUGUUCUCGUCUGCUCCAUUUCCUUAUGCGAAGUCAUUCCUUCUUUUGGGGAAGGAACUAAGCACUUGCCCUGGAUGUGCAGGAAGAAAUUGCUACCAUGGUAUCAGAUCUAAAACCAAUGCAAAGGAUGGAGGGGAAGUCUUUUGUCUUUCCCAGGGCUGCCCCAGAGAGCAGAGGUGGUGGGAUGCUCCCAGGAUCCCUGCUGAAGGGGAAAAGGAGCUGUAAAGCCAAACCAUGGCUGGCCCGCAGGACCGCGUUGCCCACACUGGCAGCUGUUGCUUUGCUGUUGUGGCGACCAAGCCAUACUCUGCCUGGGCCCUGGCAAGAUGGGCAGAGGUGAGUGCUCCAGUCUGUGCUGGCCUCGGGCACCAGAGGGUGCAGCUGGAAGCUGCUCCUAUUGGAUACUGCCUUCCUGAGUUCUCAUGACCUCCCUGUAGGAGCAGAUGCAAACUGACUGAGUCUGCUAUGCAUGGCCACCCUGCUGCAUGGCUGGAGGCAGGGUCUCUAGCUGGGACAUUGCUGGGUCCAAGCUCUGCACAGGGAGCAGCUUGCCAGGAAAAACAGCCUCAAGGGAAGUGUAAAGUGAGAUGUGAGGAUUUCUGUCACACUGGCUCAUCUGCUGUCUCGAGCAUCAGUUCACCUGCCUCUUGGGCUGGUUCCUUUCAGUCCUUUGGGUACAAAACUUCUGAAUUGGUCUAGGUGAGGGAGUUACAGGGUUUGUAGGCGGUCAAGGGCUAUUUACUGUUAAAGCGUAUAACUUUCUUUUUGUUUCCUUAAAAAAAAACAAAAACAAAAAACAAACCCAAAGCAUUGUGUGUAUGUGUGGAUGGGUGGUUGGGGGUGCCGGUGUAGAAAAAUCACAGUGCCAUUUCCUCUGCUGCUGAUCUGACAGUGUUUUACUGUGGUAGUCUCUGCCUGCCACAAGGAUGUAGCUGGGGAGGUGGUAGGCCCUGGGCCCUAGGUAGUUGUGGCUGGGGGAGCAGGUCUCAUUUCAGGGAGCCUCAGGCCCCAGCAGGGAAGCCAGGAGAAAGAAGGGUGGCUGCACUCUGGCUGCAGCGGGUCCUCCAUCUCCAUAGAGCCCCAACCAGGAGCCCCAGGUCAGGUAGCGUUGAGGCAGCUGUGGCCAUGGCAGAAGCACCAAGAGUUUUUCAUUCUUCCCUUGUCGACUGGCCAGGCUCCUCCUGGACACCUCCACUGCCAUGUCACCGAGGAGCUGGAGCAGAUGCUGGGGCUGAACCUGGCCAGCAGGUCUUUUUGAGGCUCUUUUCAACAGAUGCGACAAAGGGCCUGAGUUUUUUCCGUUCAUGGAGGAUUUCUAAGUCAAAUGUAUUUCUUGAGUUGAGGCCCCUGAAGCCUGUGCUCCCACAGUCCUGCCUGUGCUGCCAGAGGUGAGGCUGGCUUAGCUGGGGCCAUGGGAGACUUCCCGCCCUCUUACGGGUGCCGCAGGCACCACUGCCCCUCAAGCCCCGGCCUUGGGUGUGAGGGAGUCUGCCAGGAUGGUGGGUCCAGGGAUGGCUCUGGAUGUGUUUGAGCAGUCUGAGCCUCCCAGGAAGGUGUUUUUCUCUUUAGUGAGAGCCUGAGGUCUCUGCAAGGAAAAGGGCAGGCCUGAGGCUUGGUGAGGAGCAGGACUUUUCUCUGGCCAGAAUGUGGCUGGCUGCCUCUCUCUUGCUCCAGGAGGCCUGAGCAAUUUCUGCAUCAAUCAUAAGCACUUUUUAAAAGAAGAGGAGGAGAAAAAUCCACCUUAUCCAGGAGGGUUGAUGGCUUAGGGCAGCUGCCUCCUGCCAAGGCAAAUCUGUGGACCUGAGUGCAAUCAAGGGAGUGCCAGAAGAGGAGGGAGCUGCAUGGAGAGGUGACUUGGCAGCUUCUCUGCUGUUCUCCUUUACUCCUUUGUUUCUUGGAUAGAGGGGGGUGUCCUGAAUGCAAAGGGAAGGGAAACAGCCAGCGGAUGCAGCCCAGCUCUGUCCCCACUCCCCUCCUCUUCUUGGGCCUGGGGCUUGCUGUUACCUGGUGGGAGGAAAAGGGGGUUGCAUUUUGGAAGGAGUGUGUUUGUGAUGACAAAGCUUUUUUGCACUUUCAUUCAUUUUGCACUUGUUUUUAAUUUCUAUUUUUUGAGUUUUUUGAUAUUUGCACCUCCUCUUUGUGUUUUCAUAAUGGAAAUACUAUUGUUGUAGCCAGUGCAGGUAUUCUAGAACUUUGUGUCCUGAGUAUACAGAGGUUUAAAGAUCUUAUAUAUAUAAAUUUAUGUUUGUACAAAAAUAAAUUUAUAUAUAUAGAUCAGUGUGUGACAUGUUUUGUCAGUGUUUCAAAAUAACAAUAAAUAAAUGUGAA
Messenger RNA from Struthio camelus australis, 7209 nucleotides. The record is from RefSeq and is a predicted model, not a curated record. NCBI's taxonomy places the organism in Eukaryota, Metazoa, Chordata, Aves, Struthioniformes, Struthionidae.